GUGAGAAAUGGGAAAAGGUGAUAAAGACAAGGAUAGCGAAGAGUCAGCUCAGCUUGUGGGAAGCACAAAUGAUGGGGAAUCUAGCGCGGAUAAGAAGCCUAUAGGAGCGCCGUAUAAAUGCAAAGAAAAGCACUGUGGCACCUACUGUGUAGCUUGUUGUCGCUGUUUCUUCGGUCUCAUUUUGUUUCCUUUUAUGCUUCUACUCACACUGUUGGCCGUUUUCGUCUGGGUAAUUCUCUUACCAGGUACAUUUUUUAAGUCAACUACUAUUUUUUUUAUAUAGUGUAGUUUAUUCGUCGAAAAAGCUUAUAAAAACUCAAUAAUUAGUAACCUACCCUCCGUCAAGCAAAUGUAAACUCUGGGGGGAAAUGAAAACAGUGCGGGAGCAUUAUUUAAGAAUAAAAAUUUUGGUCCUGAGAUGAUCGAUUCAUUCGUUUUUGUUCCUUUUUUCUACGCCUUCUUACCAUUUUAACAAUUUGUAAUCUCCCGAGUUUUGUUUCUAUCUCAUUUCUUAUGAUAAACGUGCCGCUUAAAAUCAAAAUUAAUAUCGUACAUCAAUGGAACAGCCAAUAGUUAAGCGUCAACCCAGCUUUUAAGAUGCGCGUUGAGACCGGCCAGAAUCAGCCUUUUUUAAUGUAAAAAGUGCGCUAUUGUAUAUUCAUAAUUUUCCAAGGGUUUAUGAAUAUAAGGAUUGGAUUUUUGGGUCAACAAAUGAAAUUAUUGUUCUAAGUGAUCAAAAGGUGCUGGCAAGAGCCAUUAUGGCUCUUGGUACUGGCCGAUUGUUGCAUCGGCCCUUUGCGUGGUUAAGUAUAGAAGUUCACAAAAAUUGAUGUUUGAUGACGCCCUAAGAAGGCCCCAGGAAGAAAGUAAAAAACAACUUGACGUUUACGUUAUUUGCAUGAGAAACACCUUUCCUCUGAUUAUUAAAUGCACUUUAAUUCAAACCACUAUUUUUUUUCGAUAUAUCGUGAAUUAAUUCAGCUGUACAUUUGCGCAGUAAACAUAUAAACUCUUUUUAUACUCAGACAAUCGUUUUUUUUUCCCCUUUUCAGUAAAAUGCUGUUCGCCCUGUUGUGCUCCUCUCUUUGACUUGGUUGUACAGGUGUUGAUGCUGCCCGUUCGACUCUAUAAAUGGAUAUUAGGAAAGGAUGAAGAAGAAAUAGCAUGAUCAUACAGAAUAUUGACACUUUUCAAAACACUUCGGCGUCUUUUUUAUAGAUGUAUUAAGUGUUUGAGGACAAUAAAUAUUCUGUAUUAGUCUUAUGGGAAUUUGAUCAUGAUUAAAAUUUAAAAAUUUUCAGAGCUGAGGGCUUUGAAAAGCGGUAUUAACGACAGUAACUGCUUUUAACGCGCUGAAGAAUUCUCCCUUUAUCUCUUGCUUAUAUUAAUUUUCUUUGCGUCAGGAAAUGUGGGU
Messenger RNA from Porites evermanni, 1414 nucleotides. The record is from the annotation of a GenBank genome assembly. NCBI's taxonomy places the organism in Eukaryota, Metazoa, Cnidaria, Anthozoa, Scleractinia, Poritidae.